UGGCCCCGCCUGUUUCGCGGUGAUGUAGCGGCGCUUCCGGCGGGUACAUAGGGAGGGACGGCUCGGCCGGAGCUGCGUGUGAGCAGCCCUGAGGCUGUGGGUGCCCGCCGGCCCGCCAGCCCCGGCCUACCCGCCCGGCGCCCCCCGCCCGCAGGAUGUUCAAGAAAUUUGAUGAAAAGGACAAUGUAUCAAACUGUAUCCAGCUGAAGACUUCAGUUAUUAAAGGUAUCAAGAAUCAACUGAUAGACCAAUUUCCUGUUAUUGAACCAUGGCUAAACCAAAUCAUGCCAAAGAAAGAUCCAGUCAAAAUAGUAAGAUGUCAUGAACAUAUAGAAAUCCUCACUGUGAAUGGGGAGUUGCUGUUCUUCAGGCAAAGAGAAGGGAUUUUUUACCCGACACUAAGGUUGCUUCACAAAUACCCAUUUAUUCUCCCGCAUCAGCAGGUUGAUAAAGGUGCCAUUAAAUUUGUCCUGAGUGGAGCUAAUAUAAUGUGCCCUGGCCUGACAUCUCCUGGAGCAAAGCUUUACCCUGCUGCUGUUGACACUGUCGUUGCAAUAAUGGCAGAGGGAAAACAACAUGCAUUAUGUGUGGGAGUGAUGAAGAUGUCAGCUGAGGACAUUGAGAAGGUCAACAAAGGGAUUGGUAUUGAAAAUAUCCACUAUUUAAAUGAUGGCCUUUGGCAUAUGAAGACAUACAAGUGAAACAACAGGAACUGUUACUCCAAAGGAAUGCACUUAGAUUAAAUGUGGACUGCUUUGUAAUUCCUUGUUUUUAAUUUGACUGAACGUACGAAUUAUUUUGUUCUGUGGCUAUGCUAAAUAAAUCAAUUGAAUGCAAAAGUACUGUUAGGUUACAAUAAUUUUCUAGAUUUCUUUUUAUUACAGUUAUUUUGUUUUGUCUUAAAACUGAGUCUUCAGUGACUGAAGAUAUUUGAUGAAAGAUUCUGCAUGGACUGUGAGUAGACUGUUUCAAAUGGAAAGGAGGAAAAAGCCAAGAAAUGUUUACAUUUUUGUGCUGUUCUAAAAGUAAUAUAAAGUGUGUGUGAAAUAUAAAUAUGGUUUAUAAAACCUCUGAAGCAUUUCAGAUUUUUUCUUCUGGUUGACAUCUUGUUAGUCUACCUAGUUUCUUGAAUGUGGAGAAAUCAGGUUUUCUUAUUGUAAUAAGUUAGCCAAGACUCCAUUAUCUUCAUGCAGGAAAAGCCAAUUCUUUAUUAUCACAACUCAUACAGUUUUUACAGACCUUGUGUGCAACUUUAAUUGGUUAAUAGCUUUCUUUCCAAUUACUCUAUUGGUUAGUAAAAGAUAUUCUACUUGUCCAUCAAAUCUUUCUAUUCUUAGAUUGUUUACAUAUUUUCUUAUUCUCAUGGGACAAAUCCCUUGUUAUUGCAGGUGCAUUUGUUUUUCAACCCAGGAAUAGGUUGUUAUGCUAACGAGUUUUCAUACCAAGAUUGUUUUCACAUGGGAACUCUCAAAUUACUUAGAAGAAGUGACAGGCUAACUGGAAAUUUAGCAGAGCAAGCCUGAUUUUAUGAGACCUUUCUUUUAUAAUUCUUUUACCUGUCACGACAUUUUCUGACAUUAUUUUUUAACUUAUUAAGAACAUUAACUUCAUUUUACUUUAAGGAUUUUCUCUUUUUAUUAUGCAUUUAUCUGUAUAGGAUUUAUGAACUCAGACUGAUAUGUCGAUUAGAAAUUCUUUUAUGGUAGCUCAUAUCUGAAGACUCUAUGUAUGUUCAGAUUUCUACCUGCCAACACUUUGAUACUGCUCUCCUUCUAGUGGAGUUUCUAUUAAUGGUGGGCACACUACCAGUGAAGAGUGUGCCACCCUGGUCCCUGAUGCUCUCUACUCCCUGCAUGCCACCUUAUUUUAGGAGCAGAAACAAAAUCACUGUUAAAUAAAAGCAUGACAGCAAAACAUGUUUUUCAGUGUAGCCUGGAGCAACUUUUUCAGGCGGAACUUGAAGAGCUCUCAGCUUGUGCACACUGCCACAUGUCCCCAUACAGCUACAGAAUACGUUCAGGAACACUGUGUGUCUGACUGGAUAAUCCAGUCCUUUACUCAGCAUAUCCAAAGCUAUGCCUAUGGAAAAAUGGAAUACUGUAAUAAAUUAAGGAAACUUUUAAGGUCUACGACUCAUGUCUCUGGAAGCAUUUUAUUAAUAUUUUAAGUCUUUAUUCUAACACAUGCAUUUUACAACAGCAGAAUGUAACUUUGUGUGCCAGCACCUUGUCUUGAUGCUGUUCUGCAGGCUUGGUUUCCCCACCCUGGGACCUUUACAGACGAUGAUAGUGGAGGGUUAAAAAAUGAUUUCUGCAUGGCAAGCGGCUAACUGCAGGUGGUGGGGAGCUAGAAGACGCACAGCCUGAAACGUGAUGCAGCCUGGCCUUGGAACAAACGUCAGCUUACUGCAGCUAGCAUCAUACUAUUGUUUUAAUCUAAUCAGGUGUGACUCCAGCCCGGGAGAUAAUUGGGAAGCAUUCUCUUAACCAAAUCAAGUAUAACUCAGGGUAAAGUAUAGGUAUGAUUUGAGAUAGUAACUAAGGAUUAGGGGAGCCAGUAGCUAGGGGUGGGUGCUUGUAGUAGUGCAUUUUUACACACAAACAAGUGUUUCUAUAUAAGGGAAAGAGUUUCAGCUUACCUUGAAACAUAUAAGGAAGUUAAACUAGAAAUUUCUAUAGCCUUCUCACUGUAAUUGGUUCAGUGCCAGUACAGAGGCACUGAUUGGACUUUGGAAGUAUACCUCAAAGCCUGUUGCCAAUUUCAUUGGGCAAAGUGCCAAAUAGCCCACCUAGGUCAUUCAGCCUUUAAAAAAAGAGCACAAAAGAACUUAAGAGCUUUUUUGUAAUGCCUUAGCCAGUGCAAGUGUCUUCUACACUGUGUUUGCCUUGUAUUUUUUUGUUUUAUAAUGUUUAUAACUUUUGUUGUUAUUAAAACCUUUAUUUUACAAAGCAUGUCCAAAGAAGCUGUCUCGCUAUUCAUUUAGCCAUUUCUCCGCAAGGCUGGACCCUUGGAAAGUAUUGAGAUCUUUCAACAGGUGCUAGUUAACGUAUAUGUAACUUGAAAGUAUGAAAUCUCAAAGCAACUCUGUGUUCUGGGGCACAAGAUUUGGGCGUCCCACCGCCCCUGUGUCCCCGCGUGCUCUAAUAAAGAACCGCAUAUGAUCGCCAUUGUGUGGUUGUAUGUUUUCCUACGCUAACAUUUUGGCGACCCAGGACAGGACCUUGUGGGGGCAGCUAGGACCCCAUGACCCGAUCACGCUGCAGCCAACACUGGGUGAUUUUUCAGGGAGCCCAUCGGCGCCGCAACCCUCACUGCUCACAACGACCCCUGGUGAGAGGUAAGGUUCUUUAUUUUCUGGUCUGGGUGCCUACCAUUAAGACGCAGCAAAAGCUACGCUUGGUUGGUGUGAGAGUCGGAGCCCGAGGGUCCCUGGUUUUGCUUCACAACCUUCGUCAAGGUCCUCUGUCAAGGAAGGGACUGUGUGCAAGGGGCUCGGCCUAACCCACGGUGUGUGUGUAUACCAAGCAUUGCACUGCAGGUGUGACUACUGGACUGGAGCUGGCUCCCAUGGGAACUUGUACGAAGACAAUGGACGGCUGGACAGCCUGUGCUUACCUGCAACCGGGUCCAGACCUGCUUGUCCCAGACCUGCUUGAUCUAAGCGGUUGCACCUGGUUCCCAGAGCAACGGGGCUCCUCACAAUGACUUUCGGGUGCUCCCUCCUGAUCCUGCCCACGUUGGCCAGGUGCCCCCCGCUUCUGAAAUGACUAUAAAAGCUUCCCCCUGUGACUCACACUUCGAGAUCUCCCCACGGACAGAAGACGAAUCCAUUGGCCAGAUGCCACGCCACGAGGACGCCUCUGCCGUUGGUAGCUAUAUCCCCCUGCCCCCCUUUCCUCGCUCUGUAUCCUAUUUUUCCUUUCUCAUUCCCUCUAUGGCAAGUGUUGUUGGCACUCAAUAAAGGUGCAUUUGUUGUAUGAUUAAA
Prinia subflava (tawny-flanked prinia) is the source of this 3985-nucleotide messenger RNA. Its product is annotated as malignant T-cell-amplified sequence 1. Gene Ontology annotation, molecular function: RNA binding. The record is from RefSeq and is a predicted model, not a curated record. The coding region runs from base 156 to 701 and encodes 181 amino acids. The transcript has 6 exons. Lineage: Eukaryota; Metazoa; Chordata; Aves; Passeriformes; Cisticolidae. Gene Ontology annotation, biological process: formation of translation preinitiation complex.